AUGUCUGGGAUCAAGAGAGUGAUCGCAGAGAAGGAUCCCGACUAUGAGGAGAUCGCCAUCACACAUCCCAGCAAGCGGCAUAAAGCAGCCGAACAGUCAGCUCGAGAUGUUACUGUGCAGAAGAUUGAGACCAUUAUAAAGGAACAGUUUGCCGUCGAAAUGAAGAGUAAAGAACAUGAAAUUGAAGUUAUAGAUCAGCGCUUGAUUGAAGCCAGGAGGAUGAUGGACAAGCUGCGUGCCUGCAUUGUGGCUAACUAUUAUGCCUCUGCUGGUCUCCUCAAAGCUGGAGAGGGGACCAGGUCGUGCGACGCAACAAUUCUUAAUCACCCUUCAAUCAAGAAAUUCUUGGAAUCUCCCUCGAGAUCUUCAUCUCCAGCUAACCAGGGCUCAGACACUCCCUCUGCCAACCACUCUGAGAGUGACUCUCUCUCUCAACACAAUGACUUUCUCCUGGACAAGGACAAUGGCAACUUGGACACCGAUGAGCGGCUGACAAACAGCCUGGACCAGAGACAGAGCAGAAAUGCUGGCCGGGACAGUUCGGGUGUUUCAAGCUCUCAAAAACCAGGACAACGAAAUGCCGGACUGUCAAAUGAUGAAACUUCACGACUUUAUGUGAAGAAAACGAUUGUGGUUGGCAACGUCUCCAAGUACAUUCCCCCUGACAAGAGAGAAGAAAAUGAUCAAUCAACCCAUAAAUGGAUGGUGUACGUCCGAGGCUCUCGGAGGGAACCCAGCAUAAAUCAUUUUGUCAAGAAAGUUUGGUUCUUCCUCCACCCCAGUUACAAACCUAAUGACCUGGUAGAAGUGAGAGAACCUCCGUUUCACCUGACCAGGAGAGGCUGGGGAGAAUUCCCAGUGAGAGUGCAGAUACACUUCAAGGAUAGCCAGAACAAAAGGAUUGAUAUAAUACACAAUUUGAAGCUGGACAGGACAUACACAGGCCUGCAGACACUUGGUGCAGAAACGGUAGUGGAUGUGGAGCUACACAGGCAUUCCCUUGGUGAGGAGUAUCUCUUCUCCCAGUCUUCAGAGUCUUACCUUUCUGACGUUCCUACAUCUUUAUCACUGCCACUGAGUAUCCCAGCUCCAGUCAAAGCUUCUUCACCAAUUAAACAGUUGAGGGACUCCAGCCCGGAUGCUUCUGUGGACAAAGGAUUCUCUGGGAAUGCUGAAACCGAAAGACAUGCCGCGUUUUAUUCCCUGCCAUCCUCGAUAGAACGGACUCCCACCAAGUUAGCCACACAGAAAGUUGCCUUUGGCUCUCAUGGAAAUUCAGCCUUUCAACCCAUUGCAGCUAGCUGUAAAAUAGUGCCUCAAGGUCAGAGUCCAAGCCCUGCAGAGUCACCAGGAAAAUCCUUCCAGCCUAUCACCAUGAGUUGCAAGAUUGUAUCAGGUUCUCCAAUAUCGACCCCUAGUCCAUCUCCGCUACCUCGUACCCCAACGUCCACUCCGGUGCACAUGAAGCAAGGCUGUGCUAGCUCAGUCCUUAAUAACCCGUAUCUUAUUGUGGACAAGCCUGGACAGACGGUUGGAGCAGCAGCCACAAGCACAGGGAGCCCAACCAGCAAACUGAGCAGUGUCUGUCAGGCCUCUCACGGGACUGGAUCUCCUGUGUCAAAGACCCAUGGGAGCAGUUUUGGCACCUCAGCUGUCAAGCAGGAGGAUUCUCUUUUUGCCACCAUGCCACCCCUUUGUCCCAUUGGGAGUCAUUCUAAGGUGCAAAGUCCCAAAUCGGUCACUGGAGGACUGGGAGCUUUUACAAAGGUGAUCAUCAAGCAGGAGCCCGGGGAGCUGCCGCAGCAGGCGGCGGUGCCGGCGGCGGGCGCGGCGCAGCCCUCGGUGCAGCAGUACGUCACCGUCAAGGGCAGCCACAUGCUGGCCCUGUCCCCACAGAAACCCAUCAUGAGCACGGGUGAGGGGACGGUGCAGUCCAAGGUAAGGGGCACGUGGGUUGUUGGCGUUCCAGUUGGUUCUGCGCUGCAGUCGACAGUGAAACAAGCGGUGGCAAUAAGUGGUGGCCAGAUCCUUGUGGCAAAGUCCAGCUCCUCAGUGGCAAAGGCUGUUGGUUCAAAGCAGGUUGUGACUCAAGGUGUAGCCAAAGCCAUCGUGAGUGGAGGUGGAGGGACAAUUGUGGCUCAGCCCGUGCAGACUAUAACAAAGGCGCAAGUUUCUUCCACAGGAGCUCUGAAAAGCACAUCUCAAGGCUCAGUGAUGGCUACACUGCAGUUACCAGCCACCAACUUGGCAAACCUGGCAAACUUACCACCAGGCACCAAGCUGUACCUCACCACCAACAGCAAGAACCCUUCUGGGAAAGGAAAACUGCUGCUGAUACCCCAAGGAGCAAUACUGCGAGCCACAAAUAAUGCUAGUCUUCAGUCUGGUUCUUCUACUAAUAGUGGUGGAGGAGGAGGAGGAGGAGGAACAACCCAAAGCACAAGCAGUAACUUGUCACAGCACCUCACCUAUACAUCCUACAUCCUGAAGCAGACACCCCAGGGCACCUUUCUGGUUGGCCAGCCUUCUCCUCAGGGUUCUGGGAAGCAGAUGACUCCAGCAUCAGUUGUUCAGGGCAGUGUAGGAGUUGGAGCAUCUUCCACACAAGGACAAGCCCUAAAAGUGAUAACUGGACAAAAAACAGCUCUUUUUACACAGGCUGCAUCCAGUGGACAGACGUCACUGGUGAAAAUAUCAGAUGGGUCUAUAAAAUCAGUGCCUGCCUCAUCCCAGCUCUCCAAACCUGGCACCACCGUGCUGAGAGUAUCAGGAGGUGUCAUCACCACUGCUGCUGCUCCUGCCGUGGCCCUCCCCACAAACGGGGUGGCCCAGCAAACAGAUAAUGCAGCUUCCAGUUCAUCAUUUUCUGGAACUCCUGCAGCAAAGACAUCUGGACAUCAACACCAAAUCUGUGUAAGCCAGAGCCAGACUACUUCAUCAGUAGUGAAUAAGACUGCGACUUCCAGUGUUGUAAGUGUUGCUUCCUUGAUGACUGCAGCAACACCUGUGACGGGAAAAGCUACAGUAUCAGGGUUGCUAAAAAUCCACUCAAAUCAGUCUAGUCCACAGCAGGCUGUUCUGACAGUUCCCAGCCAGCUUAAACAGCUCGGUGUAAACACAGCUUCUGGAGGUGUUCAGACAAUACUCAUGCCUAUGAACAAAGUGCUACAGUCACUUUCUACCAGCAAAGUUUCAGCAGUUUCAGCAGUCACAGCAGCAAGUACAGUUGUCCCAAGUCCCUCCACAGCAUCCAUUGCCAAAGUUAAGAUGGAGCCUGAUUCAACAGGACAAAACUGCAGUUCUCUGGGUACCCAAGAAGGCCAAGCAGCAGUUAAAACAGAAGAGAGCUCUGAACUUGGGAAUUAUGUUAUCAACAUAGAAUAUUUGGAAAACAUCCAGCAGCUUUUAACAGCAGUAGUGAAGAAGGUUCCAUUAAUUGCUGAAAAAAGUGAGGAUGUAAGCUCUUUUUGUGCCAGUUCAGUGGAACAGUAUUACAGCUGGAACAUUGGGAAGAGGAGGGCAGCCGAGUGGCAACGAGCGAUGACAGUGAGAAAGAUCCUCCAAGAGAUCAUAGAGAAGUAUCCCAGGUUUCACAGUAUCACACCCCUGAAAACAAAGCACGUGGUGCACUGGUGUCGGUGCCAUGGCUACACUCCCCCUGACCCCGAGACCCUGCGCAACGAGGAGGACUCCAUUGAGGACGUGCUGACACAGAUAGACAGUGAGCCAGAGUGCCCUUCAUCUUACAGCAGUGGUGAGGAGCUGUGUCGAAAACUGGAGGAACUACAGCAGUUUCUGAAACAAGAGGCAGAACAUGAAGAGGAAGUAGAUAUUCUCAACUUUAGCGAGCCAUUAAAAAUAAACAUUAAGAAAGAGCAGGAGGAGAAGCAAGAAGAGAUGAAGUUCUACAUGGCUUCCUUGCCUGCAUCAGAGUUUGUGAGAGACACUGCUGAGAAGAUAGGGAUUUCUUUUCAGCCUGCUGAGGUACAAAAGAAUGUUUAUGCAUCCGUAAUAGAAGAUAUGAUUUUAAAGGCCACCGAACAGCUGAUGAGUGACAUCCUACGGCAAGCACUCGCUGUGGCGUACCAGACAGCUCCUCACAACAGGACUCCAAGAGAGAUCACAGUGAUGAAUAUUCACAAAGCCAUCUGUAAUAUUCCCUUUCUUGACUUCCUCACGAACAAACAUAUGAAGAUACUAAAUGAGGAGCAAUGAAAUAGAGCAGAGAAGGUGCUACAGGAAAGGUGGAUUUAUGACUGAAAUUGGGCUGACAAAUCCAAUAUUUCUGUAGGACACUACUACAUUUAUAACAUUGGGCUACUAGAUUGUUACCUCGCAUUAAAGAUGCACCUUAAUGCAACAAAAUGAUGCUCUGUUCCAAAUCAAGUUGUAAAAUGUCAGUGUUUACUUGGAACACCGCUGGUGAGGAAGACACGUCUGCAGCGUGGCUAUCAACACCUUGCUGAAGAAAGCUUCGUUGACAACAUCCUGACCACCCCACAUCCACCACCCCUUUGUCCUGCCCCAUGGGUGCUUGCUGGUAGUGUGAAUAAGCCAUUGUGAAGUUGGUGGGACUCCUGUGGGACUGUCGUGUUUCCAGCAUGCUUGUUUUGUCUGGCAGUGCUGUCGUGGGUGGAGCAUGGGCCAAACAGCCAGAACCUUCAGUGCGCUGAUCUCAGCUGGGUCUCUGAUCUGCUGCAUGGCCUUUGAUUUAAUCACUCUGUGCCUCAGUUUCCCCAUCUCUGAGCAUGGGGAGCAGGAUACCUACCUCACAGGGGUGUACUGAGGCCUCGCUCUUGUUGGUGCCGUGCUUUGACAAUACAAAGCCUUUUAUAAACAUUCAACUACAGUUACCUUUCUUGGCCUGGGGUAGGAGCAGAAUGUUACCUUUUGGUGCUUUUUUGGGGCUAGAAGACAGGCAAUGGUAACUAUGGUAGCAUGCAGGAACUGUGAAAAAUGCUUCUGUUAGAGUUUUCAGACUUGGAAGGAGAAUAGUGUAAGUUUGAUGCAGUUGUUAAGCUGAAAAAAGUACUGUGUACCUCAGAUGGGAUACCCACCUGUCUUCUCCACCUUAAAUAAAACUGGGAUCUGCAGGAAAGCCCCUCUCAGUUUAUCACAGCUAACAGGGAGCUACAGUUCUGUUGAAUAGAAGAGUAGCAGAACCUGAACCCUGAAUCUAGGAGAUGGGACCAAUAGAUGAAAUCCAACCAGCAUUCAGAGAAGGACUUAAAUGCCCCCUAGGAAGGACAUUACAGAUGCUCUGGAUUGAAAAGCUAAUCCUGGCUUGUUCGGGUGAGCUGAGUGCAGGAUUGCCUGUGAAAGGAAAGGGCACAGCUUAGCCCUGACAUUACUUUAUCAGCGGAGGUCAGUGUGACGGAGUUGAGCAGCAGUGAUUAUGUUUCAUCUCAGUGUUGAGUUGGGAGGAAUCCAGGUAGCUGGGCUUUGUAGUCUGUAGUGAACUUGGGGUCUGCUUUCAGGCAUCCCUGUACGCUUUAUGAAAGACAAGGGCAUUUUUAAGAUCCCUGUCACUGUCAUGACAGCCUGCAGGUUUUGUGGGAACAGCCUCCUGGGAAAACUCAGUCGUGCUAUGAUCUGCAAUGGUCUAGAGUACUGUGUGCAGUUUUGGGUGCUACGAUAGAAAAAAGACAUUAAGCUAUUGAGAGCACCCAAAGGAGGGCCACAAGGAUGGGGAAGGGUCUGAGGGGGAAGCUGUAGGAGGAGCAGCUGAGGUCACUUGGUCUGUUCAGCCUGGAGAAGACUUGAGGGGAGACCUCAGUGUGGUCUUCAGCAUCCUCCCAAGGGGCAGGUACCAGUCUCCUCACUCAUGACCAGUGACAGAACCUGAGGGAAUGGCAUGAAGCUGAGUUAGAGAAGGUCUAGGUUAGGUAUCAGGAAAAGAUUCUUCACCCUGAGGGUGGCUGGGCACUGGAACAGGCUCCCCAGAGCAGUGGGCACAGCACCAAAUCUGAGUUCAAGAAGUGUUUGGACAAUGCUCUGAGACACAUCGUGUGACUUGGGGUGACCUGUGCAGGGCCAGGAGUUGGACUCGGGGAUCCUUGUGGGUCCCUUCCAACUCAGCAUGCUCUGUGAUUCUGUACACAUGCAUUUCCAGCCCCUGCCUCUUGCAGACUUUGUUUCUGGGAUUCUGAUAACACCCAGAGCAGCUUUUGAGGAUGCAGGAGCUCAUCUUUGGGCAUCUGUUUGCAAAUAGUGGCUUCUUUGCCUGUGUCCUGCUUUUCUGUGAGGAAUGGAGUUUCAAAAAAGUCCUGAACCUGGCGCUCAAAGCAGGCAGGUACAGACCCCUUGUUCUUAAUGGGGUUCUUGUAGUGGAGAUCUAUUGCUACAUUUCUGAGCAACCACAGGUUAUUCUCCUAGGAGAUGCUAUAUUAUUAGUAUAUAAAGUUUGCUGAAGAAAAAUAAACUGUUUAAAGCAGAUAGAAAACCACACAUUUGUUCAGUUCUUCAGAUGUAGGAAACGUUUGCAACAAGUUCUUUGCAUUUUGAAUAGUGGUGGGAGAAAAAUUUGUGGAUGAGACGUUCCUGUGGGAAUUGCUUGGAGGUAAGAUAGAGGUUGUGGAAUUUCACACAUCCUUCAGGUGUUUGUGGAAUGCUACAGGUGCAGCGUGUUGAAAUGUUAUGGUAUAUUUCUCGGGCUUUCUGAAGAGUUAAAGAUCUCUUUAUGAAUAUUGCCCCUAUUUGUAAUGCUGAGUGUUUUAAUCCUUCAUGUUAUCUGUAUUAUACUGUAUAAUUGUGUAAUAUACGUAUGUUUACAAUAAAUUCUUUUAUUAGCUGUGCUA
Cinclus cinclus is the source of this 6797-nucleotide messenger RNA. RefSeq names its product YEATS domain containing 2 (gene YEATS2). The transcript is spliced from 31 exons. Gene Ontology annotation, cellular component: NuA4 histone acetyltransferase complex. Bases 1 to 4215 code for a protein of 1404 amino acids. Gene Ontology annotation, molecular function: histone binding. The record is from RefSeq and is a predicted model, not a curated record. Gene Ontology annotation, biological process: regulation of transcription by RNA polymerase II; chromatin remodeling. NCBI's taxonomy places the organism in Eukaryota, Metazoa, Chordata, Aves, Passeriformes, Cinclidae.